GGGUUCUCAUUCUGGUCUCUUUUAACUCUUCUGUGUGUGUACACCAACGGAGUCUCUCUGAAAAUUCUCUCUUUAAGCCUCGCAAGCUCUUCUCUUGCAAACCCCAUGAUAACUAAGCUUUGUUGAACAAGGUUGAGUUUUUCUCGUGUGGUUCUUGUUGGUUUAGGUUCUUCAAUGGAGAUGGAGUCAGUUCAGCCGAAUCAGGAUGCCGAUUCCCUUGAGAAUACAUCUUCUGAGACAUUGGUUUCUCCGGUCUCUCCUGAUAUAAAAGGUGUUAGUGGAGAACCGGAGAUGAGAACCCGGCUUGGUGAUAAGUAUCAGGCAGAAAUCCCUUCCAUGAAAUUAGAAUCUGAUUUUCUUGGGCCUUUAUUUGACUCUGCUGAUGCAGAAGACAUACAUGAUGCUUCUGAUGCCUUUCUAAUUGGUUUGCCCAUCCGAAUUAUGUGGGUCCGUGAUGAAGUGAGAAACAGCAAGGAUGAACCCUUGGGAUUUCCCUGUAAGACUGAUGAUAUGGUUACUGAAAACAUGUCAACAAAAUCUAGAAAAAAGAGGAAGUGUCAUUCUAGCUUAGAUAAUAAGAGUUUCAAACUCAAGUUGGAACCACUGGAUUCUGUUUCAUUGGAUGAUGGGAAAUGGAAAAAAGGGAAAAAUCUUGGAUCUAAGGUGGCUGGGAGGAUUAAUGUGGACAAAAGCAAAAGCAAACUCCUAGUUCCUGGUUCAUCUGGUGACCUUUGGAAGGAUGCUGAAGUAGAUAAUUUUCUUCUUGGUUUAUAUAUAUUUGGAAAAAACUUUUUCCUGGUGAAGAGGUUCAUAGAGAAUAAAGAGAUGGGUGACAUAUUGUCUUACUAUUAUGGGGAGUUCUAUAGGUCAGAUAAAUACCGUCGAUGGUCUGAUUGUUGGAAGACAAAAUGUAAGAAAUAUAUACGUGGACGGAGAAUUUUCACAGGUUGGAGGCUAAAGGAAUUUUUAGCUCGUUUGCAUCCCCAUGUCCCAGAGGAAUUUCAAAGUGCUUUGCCAGAGGUCUCUAUGUCAUUUGCUGAUGGGACAACCUCUCUUGAAAAAUAUGUAUCCUACUUGAAGACCGUUGUUGGCAUUCAUGUUUUGGUAGAAGCUGUUGGUAUUGGUAAGGGGAAGGACGAUCUCACUGGCCUUGCCGUCGAGCCUGCAAAGACACAUCAAAGGCACUCUGAACGUGCCACUUUACCAGCUGGAAAAGAUUGCUGCUCACUUACAUCAAAAGAAAUAAUUAAAUUGUUGACUGGAAAAUUCCAAUUGAGCAAAUCCCGUAGGAAUGAUAUUUUCUGGGAAGCUGUUUGGCCUCGAUUGCUUGCAAGAGGGUGGCACUCUGAGCAACCUAAGUAUCAGGGUUAUCUGGAUUCUAAAGAUCAUUUGGUUUUUCUUAUGCCUGGCGUGAAGAAGUUUUCGAGAAGGGAACUUGUGAAAGGGGACCACUAUUUUGAUUCUGUUAGUGGUGUUUUGAGCAAAGUGGCAUCUGAACCAGAACUUCUUCAGCUGGAAUCUGAUGAUAAUAGAGAUGGCAGCUGCAGUGCAGAAGAUGGGUUGGCUUUACAGUUGCCAAAAGACCAGAAUGAUCCCAAUUGUCACCUUAAACCUCCAGCUCCUAAGCAGAACCAUGUGAAGUUGACCAUAGUAGAUUCCAGUUUUGUCCAGGGAAAAGAAUUAUCCAAGACGACAGAAAUGAGAGAUUCACCACUUGGCGUUAAAAUUAGAUCCAAGCUUACCAGUAUUUCUAGAGAAAUUGAAGCGAACAUCCCAGAGAAUUUACUUGGUAAACGUAAAGUUGGUGCUGUUGUUGCUACACGAUUGAAUGGUGGAAAGAUCAUCAACAGUCGUAACCAUGGUGAAAAGAUCUUUGAUAAUGAUAUCCACAGUGAGGAAAUACCUGAUAUUUCUGACACAACCCAUAUGAGGUUCACUAUUGUUGAUACCAGUUUGAUCCAAAGAGGAAAACCAUACAAGGUGUCAGAAUUGAGUUAUUCACCAAUUGAAUUUAAAGUUACUUCUGAAAUAUCCCAUUUAUCAAGAGAAGAUGAACAGGGUUCCUCAGAGAAUUCAGUGGGCAAGCAAGAGCCAAAUGCUGCUGAUUUUCCAUCAGAUGACAAAAACUAUGUUAAAAGUUCCACCCACAGUCGAGAUACAUCUGAUAUUCAUAGCUUAAAUGAAAAUGCAAUCUUCCCAGACACUGCAAACAAAAUGGUGGAAAGUGUCCAGGAUACAGAAGUAAAUCCAUCAGAUGAAUAUUGGUCAAAGAGGAUGAUCAAACACCAAUUCAGUCGAAGGGUAAAGCCUGGUCAUCCUAAUAAAUUAGUUCCUCCCAUUAAACGGCGUAGAUUAACUGCUUGUGUUAAGGCCGAGGCAAGUCGUGCCAUUAAGAAUGUCUCAGGUGAACAUUUGACGGCCUCAUGCAAUUGGAACUCACAAAAUGCAGGGAAAAGUAAUGCUUUUCAGGUUGGUUCUUCCCAGGAGGAUGUGGUGUUGCCUAGCCCAUCCGUUACAUGUGUUCUUGAGGAGGAAAGCAAUCAUUCAAGUUCUUUUGAUGUGAGCGUGUCUCCCGGUGAAAAUGAGAAAGGCCAACCCAAGUCUUUGGUUGAAUUGAAUGUACCUGAAAGUUUGCCGGUGUGUGAAAAUGAAGAAACAGUAGUUCCGGAGAUGAAAGAGAACCAGGGCAUCAAUCCGAAUGGUACUUGUUUUGUGAACAAUAAAAACAAGCUUGAUGCUACAGCACCGAAUAAUUCUAUUCAUGUUAGUUCUGAAGAGAAACAACCUGAUAUGAAACCAAAAAGGCAAAGCACAAGAAACAGGCCACUGACAACUAAAGCAUUGGAAGCUCUUGAAACUGGAUUUGUGGACGUGUUUAAAUUGAGACGGAAGAGAACAGAAGUCUGCAAAAAAGACUUUCUAUUUGCAAGUCCAUCACGAAGAGCCCGUAGCAGAAUCACAUCAAAUCGCAGUAAUUCUGGCUCUAGCAUUGUAGACUCAAAUGAACAAAAAGGUUGUUAACACAGAAGUCUUGACCAUCUUCAAGUGGGUAAGUGUUGGGACUUUGCGAAACUGGUGCAAUCAAGAAUUGAAAAGCAGCGAAAACUUUUGCAGGAGGAGACUAGUGCUAUGUUUAUUGCCAAGCUGGUAAUGAUAAGCAAUGAUGUACAUAUGAUUUUGGACAAUCUGGAACAUUUACGGUGAUGAUAGGACACAUGAUGCUUACGCUUAGACAAGAUCAAAGUAAUCCAAGUAACAACAAGGCUGGGCUGCUAUUUUGUCCAGUGACAAGGAACUAAUGAAUCAUCUCAUUGAAGUAUGAAUCUUUCUCUUGAAGGUUGUCUCCAGCCUCCAGGUGCCAUGUUAAACUUUUUGGAAUGUGCAAUUAAGUGAAAUUUGUAUUCCAUAUGAUCAUAUGCUACAUAAAACGUGUGAUUUUGAGGAUUUUUUUGUCCAUCUGUGAUAAGUGCAAAGUUUAAUGAUGAUUUACUGCCUUUUGUUGUCAUGUUA
Molecule: messenger RNA, 3510 nt
Organism: Tripterygium wilfordii
Lineage: Eukaryota; Viridiplantae; Streptophyta; Magnoliopsida; Celastrales; Celastraceae
Exons: 4
Coding region: 175-3021 (948 amino acids)
Cellular component (GO): nucleus
Molecular function (GO): transcription corepressor activity
Source: RefSeq, a predicted model, not a curated record